AACAUUUUAUCAAUGUGAAAAUCUUUUUUCUUAUUACAACUACCCUAAUCUAAUCUAUUCAUCUGUUUUUUGUUUUUGUUUGUUACAUAUUUUGAUUUAUUUUUGAAAACAAAAAUUUCCUGUUAUUGAAUCAUCAAAUCAUCAAAGAUUAUCAUAAUGUCGACAAAUAAUAAUAAGUCAUUGAGUCGAAUUCCAUCAUCGACCAGUUCGAUUGGCCUAAUGAAAAUGAAAUCAAAACAAUUAGGUAGUAAUGAAAGUAUUUCAUCAAAUGCUAGUUCAACUAUUGCUACGGCCACUACUACAAAAUCAAAAAUUCCUAAUUCAUCAAUACCAAAAGCAAAAUCAUCAUUAUCAUCAAAUGAUUCAUUAGUUGAUGAUUUUCAUCUGGAUGAAAAAGUAUGGGUUAAUGGUCAACGACCUGGUAUUAUUAGAUUUAUUGGUGAAACAAAAUUUGCUAAUGGUAAAUGGAUUGGUGUACAAUUAACAUCACCGGAUGGUAAAAAUGAUGGCUCAGUAUCCGGUAUUAGAUAUUUUAAUUGUCCAAAUAAUUGUGGUGUAUUUGUAAAGCCACAAAGAUUAACAAAAGCACCUAUGCCUGAUUCUGUUUUUCAAAAACGAUUAACCUCACCUGCACGUGAUACGAAUAAUGGAACAACAAUGAUGAUGAUGCCAAUUUCAACAACAAAUGGAAACAGUAACAAUAAUAAUAACAAUAAUAAUAAUGAAACAUCAUCAGAAAAAUCAUUCAACACUCAACAAUCGGAUAUUGCAUCAAAUCAAAGUAUUUUAUUAAAAAAUUCUCCAUUUCUUCAACAUACAACCGGUUCAUCAGUGAAUGGAAAAUCAACACGCCAUAAUGGACUUGGUAUUGGUGAUCGUGUAUUGGUUAAUGCAAGUUCAGGAACAAAACUUGGAACAUUACGUUUUUUAGGUGAAACAGAUUUUUCAGCCGGACAAUGGGCUGGUAUUGAAUUGGAUGAUCCUUUAGGUAAAAAUGAUGGUUCUGUUGCUGGUAAACGAUAUUUUGAAUGUAAAAUGAAAUAUGGUUUAUUUGCACCUUUACAUAAAAUUUCACCUGCUCCAUUAAGUGCAUUGAAUAAACCGAAUGAUACACAAAGUAAACGAAAAGGACCUGGAUCAAAACUUGGUUCUACAUCACGUUUAUCUCGUUGUGGUAGUCAAGAAUCGGUUAGUUCGAUUGCAUCUUCGGUUGCAUCAUCAACAGCAACUGGUCGUCUUAGUCGAACAGGUAUUCGGUUAGGUGUAACAUCAUUAAAAUCACCACCAACAACUAAUGGUAGCAACACUGGAGCAUCUCCAGGAUCUAAAUCAAUUACAGCAGCAGUUGUUGCUGGUACUGGUGCAGCUAUAUUAGAUGCAUUAAAAGAAAAAGAUGAACAUAUUGCUCAAUUACUUAAAGAACGUGAUUUAGAACGUGGUGAAUUUUCACGUGUUGCAUUACAAGCAGAUGAACUUGAAGAACGUUUAAUAACAUUACAAGCAGAAAAUGCACGUAUUGCUAACGAAGCUGAUGAAGAAAUGUCUGAAUUGAAACGACUUAAUCAAGAAUAUGAAGAAAUUCAAUUAAAAUUAUCGAAUCAAUUGGAUGAAGAACGUCGUCGUUUAGAAGAUAUACAAUUUCGUUUGGAAGAAGAAUCAUUAGCAAAAUUAGAAUUAGAAUCAACGGUAGAAUUAUUGAAAAAAGAUGUUGAAAAUUUAAAACGUAAUGCUGUUUCGAAUAAUGAUUCAUCACAACAAAUUAGUAUAUCGACAAAUACUGAUACUACAUUAUUGCCUCGAAUUGAUGAAAAUUUGCUGGAAGAAUUUCGACAACGACAAAAACUUUUGGAAGAAAAAGUUGAUGAUAAAGAGAAUGAAAUUUUUGCUUUACAAGAAGAAAUUACACGUAAAGAAGAAGCUAUAUUUCAGUUGGAAGCAUCGGCUGAAAAACGUAAAACAGAAUUGGAAAGUUUACGAGCCCGAUUACAAGAAAUAGAAUUGGAAUUGGAAAAAAAUCAACCACGUUCACAACGAUUACAGGAAACAGUAGAUGAAUUGAAUAAACGUGUACAACGAGCAGAAAAUGAAUGUCGUACAAUAAGACAAGAACGAGAUAAUCUUUUGGAUGAUAUAAAAAAUUAUGAAACAAAAAUGUUUGCAAUGGAAGAAAAAUUAAUUGAAGAAGUAAAACAAGUUAAAAUUACAAAUGAACAAACAACAUCGACUAAAAUUGCUUCACUUGAAUCGGAUUUGGAGAAGAAAAUUCGUCAAGAACGUCAAUUGGAAGAAAAAUUAAUCGAAACAAAAAGUCGUUAUGAAAAAUUUGAAAGUCAAGUCAAUUCAUUAGCCGAACAACUUCGAGAUUUACGUCGAACUUAUGAAGAAGAAUGUCGACGUCGUAAAACUGCUGAAGAAAAAAUUCAACAAUUAAAUAACCAUAAUCAAUCAUUACAAUCGAAAAUUGAUGAACUUAUUCACAAAAGUGGUUCAUCAUCGGAUAUGCUGUCCCGGUUGAAUGAAGAACUUGUUCAACGACAACAACAAUCAUCGAAAAAAGAAUCCGAAUUACGUUCGGAAAUUGAAUCAUUGCACAGACAAAAUCAAGAACGUGAAAUUGAAAUUAGAAAUCUAAAAGUUGAAAUUGAAAAUCAAAAAUCAUUACUCACAAGAUUCGAAACAAAAGAAUCUGAUGUAGAGAAAUUGAUACAAGCUAAUGUUAAUGAAUUGAAAUUAACCAGAAGUGAUAAUGAAGAAAAACAACGUCUUAUUGAUUCACUUAAAGUGCAGCUAAAAGAUGUUAGAGAUGAAUUACAACAAACUUAUGAACAGCAAGGUUCAUUGAAAGGUGAAUUAGAAACAAGAUUUACAAAAUCACAAAAAGAAUUGGCCGAAUCAAAACAAAAAAUUGUCACCUUAAACGAAGAAUUAUCUCGUUUGAAAAAUGUUUCGAAUGAAAUUGAAAAUGAACGUAACGGUUUUCAUAAUGAAAUUGAACGUUUAAAAUGUUCAUGUCGUGAACAUCAAUCAACGAUCGAAAAACUUGAUGAACAAUUGAAUGAAUCUAAACGAAAAUUUGAUGAUUAUCGAAAUUCUGUCGAAAAUCAAUUAUUAGAUUCACAACGACAAGAUUCGGAAAUAAUUUCAUCACUUCGUUUGGAUUUGGAUGAAUCAAGAAAACAUUGUCAAACAUUGGAUAGUGAAAAUCGUUUACUUCGUGAAGAAAAUGCUUCUUUAGCAGCUAAAGUUCGUGAACUACAAGAAGAUAUUGAAGGAAUGAAACAACGUCAUCAACAAGUUCUGAAUGAAUUUGAAUUUGAAUGUAAACAAAUGACAGAUCGUGCUCAGGAUGCUGAAUUAAGAGCUGAACAACAACAACAACAAUUAGAACAUUUACAAUCACAACAACAAAUGGCUGUUGAUGAAUUUCGUAAACAAGCUGAAUCAGAAAAACGUUUAAUGGAAUUAAAAUUAGAUCAAUUAGAGGCAAGAGUACGUGAACAACAUGAAUUGGUCGUUCAACAACAACAACAAUCUGAUCGAAGAAGUCGUCAAAAUUCAAUGUCCGUUGAUGAAACAUCAUAUGAACAACAAAUUGAUUUUCUUAAUUCGGUUAUUGUUGAUAUGCAAAAGAAAAAUGAUGAACUUCGUAAUCGUGUACAGGUUUUGGAAGAAAUUGGUUUAGGAGAAUUUGAAAAUUCAUUUCAAGCACAAGUGGAAACUACACGUAGUAGUAAUGGCCUUACAAAUGGUCAUAUACGAACAUUAAGAAAAUAUUGUGAUAUUUGUGAAAUAUUUGAUUCACAUGAAACCGAAGAUUGUCCACAACAAUCAUCAUCAAGUCCGUUGAUUAUGGUCAACGGUGUUGGACAAGAACCAGGUCAUACUUAUAAUGCAGUGAAUCGUACACAACAACGAUCAUAUUGUAUGACAUGUGAAAAAUUUGGUCAUGAAUCUGAACAAUGUCCAGAAAAUGAAACAUUUUAAAUUAUUUUAUUUUGUUCAACUUUUAUAAUAAUCUCUUUUUGCAAUCAACUACGACUAUCUUACUACCUUAUUUCAUUCCCUGUUGUUAGUUUCUUUUUCUUUUUUUGUUUGUUCAAAAUUUAUUUAUUCACAAGUAUUUAUCUAUAAAAAAAAUCAUUUUUUUCA
Dermatophagoides pteronyssinus (European house dust mite) is the source of this 4149-nucleotide messenger RNA. RefSeq lists its product as uncharacterized. Gene Ontology annotation, biological process: cytoplasmic microtubule organization. Gene Ontology annotation, molecular function: microtubule plus-end binding. Lineage: Eukaryota; Metazoa; Arthropoda; Arachnida; Sarcoptiformes; Pyroglyphidae. The record is from RefSeq and is a predicted model, not a curated record. Gene Ontology annotation, cellular component: nucleus; cell cortex; microtubule plus-end.